AUGAGCUUUCGAAUUCCAGGGCGACUCUGCCAGAGUAGUCGUACUUUACGCCAUUGGCCACUUCUCACAACAAAUAUAUUGUCACGGUCGCCAAUCCCGCUACAAAUAGCAUCACGCUUCAUCCAUAAUGACGGUCCAAAGAACUUGAACCCGCUCAUCAAUCCUCCCGACGUCACUCGACCGCCACCGCUCACGCUUCCUCGACGAAGAGAUUUCGAAUCGGCGCCAAAAUACUACUUUGAGCUGGGAAAAGGGUACCUCAAGUUCUACAAACAGGGCCUCAAGAACGUAUGGACAAGUCGACGUCUCCUUCGCGAAAAGCUCCAACGAACGCCUGCCGACGAUCGACCAUCGAUAUUCAAGCCUCAUUAUGUGCCUAAAACGUUUUCUAGAGCAGACUGGGUCCUCCUCUGGCGAGUGCGACAUGAUAUGAUACGGCUGCCUCUGUUUGGGCUCAUGUUGAUUGUCAUUGGGGAAUUCACAGUUUUGGUCGUUGCAUACGUUGACAGCGUAGUGCCAUAUCCGUGCAGGAUACCAACACAAAUAUUCACAGCUCUGGAGAAGGCAGAGCAGCGUCGCAAGGCUUCCUUUGAUGAACUAGAAGCCAGAUACCCCCACGGUGUUCUCAGCCCGCGCGUUACACAAUCCGUUGCUCGCGCUCAUGUUCUCAAAACCCUACAUCUGAGUGGUUCCAUCUGGGAUCGCCUAGGCUUUCUCCCACCUGGCAUGUGGCAGGCCAAGGGACGAUAUCGCAUGGCGUACCUGGAGGGCGAUGACAGAAACAUCGUCGAGGACGGUGGACCUAUGGGACUUCACUACGAAGAGCUACGAAUUGCUUGCGCUGAACGAGGUAUCGAUACCCUUGGCAAGAGCGAAACCGAGCUGAGAGGAUGGCUCGGCGACUGGCUACGCUUGACGGCCUCUGAGGAUCUUGAUGAGAGGAGACGGCGUAUGGCCGUUCUGUUUCUAACCAGACCGGAAAACUGGCCCCAGCAACGAGAUUUUGCUGUGCCUGAAUGGCAGUUGUAG
Fusarium pseudograminearum CS3096 is the source of this 1029-nucleotide messenger RNA. RefSeq lists its product as uncharacterized. Gene Ontology annotation, biological process: intracellular monoatomic cation homeostasis. Gene Ontology annotation, molecular function: ribosome binding. The transcript has 2 exons. Gene Ontology annotation, cellular component: mitochondrial inner membrane. The record is from RefSeq and is a predicted model, not a curated record. Lineage: Eukaryota; Fungi; Ascomycota; Sordariomycetes; Hypocreales; Nectriaceae. Bases 1 to 1029 code for a protein of 342 amino acids.